AAGAAUGAAACAAAGUUCUGUGCUUGAUUGAAUUGGCCAUGAACGCAAGGGUGUAGACCGUAGAGACCGGUCAAUAUAUGACAGCUCCAGGACCAAUAUCCAGACCGCUAGAAUAUUGACUUUGUUGGAUGAGAUGGGAAUAUUUCUCGGGUCUUCUUUCCGGUUCUUCUGCUUGGGGGUGAAGAGCCAAGGAAGAGAAACUAACGCUGGUCUACAUCCAUGAGUGUUGGAAGUGGAAUGUGGCUACGGAAAGAGAUAUGUAUGGUUCGCUGGAACGGACACCGAAAGGGAUUGAUUGAUCUGUACUACAUGCCGGAGACCGGGUGGAAGGAGGAAAGGGAUUUGCCACCGCUGGAAAAGCAGGAUAGACAGCGUUCCUGGGAGUAUUUCUUCCCUCGGUGUGCUACUACUGUCUUUGUGCGACAAGAUGUAAAGAGUCAAACCCAUGCAAUGUUCGAGACGAGUUUCCUGGAUUCGUCUGGAAAGAGACGCCGUCCAGAUGGGGGAGGUAUAUUAAUUGGUGAUGAUGAUGUUGGUCCUGUGGAACCAAGAUCAUUGGCUUCGCCUCCACUUUGGCCACUGGAAGAGGCCGGGGACCUCGAACGUAUCAAUACGGGUGAUUUGUACGGCACGAGUUAUCCAUAUAGGUUUGUUGACCGGGAUCUAAGAACCAAAUCAGCCUUGUAAUUCAAUCCAGAUCAAAUAAUCAAUACGAGAUGGAGGCAUCCAUGGUUCGGGCUGAUCCGUAUUAAUAUCUCCGUUAUCAGUUUGGUCAUUGUGUACAUAAUUGUCUCUGGAUUAAUGC
Molecule: messenger RNA, 805 nt
Organism: Aspergillus campestris IBT 28561
Lineage: Eukaryota; Fungi; Ascomycota; Eurotiomycetes; Eurotiales; Aspergillaceae
Exons: 5
Coding region: 220-687 (155 amino acids)
Source: RefSeq, a predicted model, not a curated record